Molecule: messenger RNA, 1453 nt
Organism: Limanda limanda (common dab)
Lineage: Eukaryota; Metazoa; Chordata; Actinopteri; Pleuronectiformes; Pleuronectidae
Product: fatty acid-binding protein, intestinal-like
Exons: 4
Coding region: 27-500 (157 amino acids)
Biological process (GO): fatty acid transport
Cellular component (GO): cytosol; nucleus
Molecular function (GO): fatty acid binding
Source: RefSeq, a predicted model, not a curated record
GGGAGAGGGGAGGGGUCCGUAUAUAUAUGGCCAUUCCCUGUCCCACGCUCUGCCUGUGCCUCAUCACCAGCCGCCCCUCAACCCAACGCCAGCCUGCAACCAUGACGUUCAACGGAACCUGGAAAGUCGACCGCAAUGAGAACUAUGACAAGUUCAUGGAGAAAAUGGAUAUUAAUGUCAUGAAGCGCAAGCUGGCGGAACACGACAACCUGAAGGUCACCAUCGAGCAGAACGGGGACAAGUUCCACAUCAAGGAGGCCAGCACCUUCCGCACCAAGGACAUCGACUUCACCCUGGGCGUCACCUUCGACUACAGCCUGGCCGACGGCACAGAGGUCUCGGGUAUGUGGGAGAUGGAGGGCGACGUGCUCAAGGGCAAAUUCACCAGGAAAGACAACAGCAAGGUCCUGACGACCACCCGAGCUGUGGUGGGAGGAGAGCUCGUACAGUGCUACAACUACGAGGGAGUGGACGCAAAGAGGAUUUUCAAGAAGCAGUAACGUGCUGCGCGAAGUUCAUAUCUUAUUUUUUACAUAGACGACACCAUAAAGUUUCUUUCACCUCCCACUAACAACAAGUCAUGGCAAAGUCUCGUGGGAUUUUACUGCAUAUACCUCAACAUGUUUUCUGGUAGGAGAAUAAUGAUCCACAGUGUUUUGCUGCUUGAAUACCAAUGACACAAUGAGUGGGGGACUAAGUGGGGACCCGACAAAAGGCCGAUCCGACAACUCCAAACAAUCCUGAGAAGAAUCGAGAAGGUGAAUUAAAUCAGCAGCAGCAGAAACAAAAAAAAUGCAGAAGUCAUAAAUAUUAAGUCAAACAAGUUGAGGGAGAACAGCCGUUACCAUGGGGCGCCCACAGGGUUUUAAAAGAGUCACACCCACAAAAAAACAGGAUCCAAGAAGUGGCCAAACAAGUGUUAGUUCACACGAUUUUUAAAGAACAUAUUUCUCACUUGGCUAUAGUGGUCGCUACAUGCAUAUAUAUAUAUAACAUUUAAGAUUUAUUCGUCCAGAUUUUGAGAUUUAUUCUAUCUGGAUUAUAGAAUGGAGGAAAAGGGGGUUUCAGGAAUUGGGAUGUUGCCAUAGAAACUCAACCGUUACAACGUUAUAAUUCACAGUUCCUCUCAAAAUGGAGGUGUGUUUGCGGUUGUUAAAUUUUUUAUUUUAUUUUUUAUUAAAAAUCUUCCACCUCCAUCAUUUUGGGCAAAUAAAACCCAAAACUUUGAUUGUAUGCAGCCACCAGCGAGUGGGACAAGAUGGUCUCUGGGAUUUGGGUGAAACAACCGACUUUAACUUGACUAAACUUCAACCCACACUAAUCUCCAUCAUUGUGAAGCAGCUCCAUAACAAUCCCGCACGACACGAGAUACCGUUUCGUGUUUACCAGCCAAUCUGCACUGAUGGCUCAUGUCCAUUAUUCAGUCUGUAACAAUAAAGCAAUUUUAAUAUAA